CCCGAGCAGGGACUACAUUUCCCGAGGGGCCUCGGCAGUGGCGGCGGCGGGCGCGGCAACGUCGCCCGGAAGUGGAGCCCGGGACUUCCACUCGUGCGUGAGGCAAGCGGAGACGGAGACGAAACCAGAGGCCGAACUCGGGAUCUGACAAGAUGGCCGGGCUGCCCCGCAGGAUCAUCAAGGAAACCCAGCGUUUGCUGGCAGAACCAGUUCCUGGCAUUAAAGCAGAACCAGAUGAGAGCAACGCCCGUUAUUUCCAUGUGGUCAUUGCUGGCCCCCAGGAUUCCCCCUUUGAGGGAGGGACUUUUAAACUUGAACUAUUCCUUCCAGAAGAAUACCCAAUGGCAGCACCUAAAGUACGUUUCAUGACCAAAAUUUAUCAUCCUAAUGUAGACAAGUUGGGAAGAAUAUGUUUAGAUAUAUUGAAAGAUAAGUGGUCCCCAGCACUGCAGAUCCGCACAGUUCUGCUAUCGAUCCAGGCUUUGUUAAGUGCUCCUAAUCCAGAUGAUCCAUUAGCAAAUGAUGUAGCGGAGCAGUGGAAGACCAACGAAGCCCAAGCCAUAGAAACAGCUAGAGCAUGGACUAGGCUAUAUGCCAUGAAUAAUAUUUAAAUCGAUCCGAUCAUCAAGUGUGCAUCACUUCUCCUGUUCUGCCAAGAUUUCUUCCUUUUUUGUUUGCAUUUAAUGGACACAGUCUUAAUAGAAACAUUACAGAAUAAAAGCCCAGACAUCUUCAGUCCUUUGGUGAUUAAAUGCACAUUAGCAAAUCUAUGUCUUGUCCUGAUUUACUGUUGUAAAGCAUGAGCCGAGGCUAGAAGUAUCAUCUGGAUUGUUGCGAAACGUUUAAAAGCAGUGGCUCUCUGCUUUUAUUCAUUUCCCCCAUCAUGGUUUAAGUAUAAAGCACUGUGAAUGAAGGUAGUUGUCAGGGUUAGCUGCCAGGGGUAUGGGUGUGUUUAUUUUUUAUUUUAUUUUUUUGAGGGGAAAGGUAGUUUUAUUUUAAUUUUAUGGACUCCUUUCACUCCCCUUUAUGGUGAGCUAAUUGCAUUGGUUAAAAGCAGCUAACCAGUUCUUUAGAAUAUGCUCUCUAGCCAAGUCUAACUUUAUUUAGACUCUGUAGAUGGACAAGCUUGAUUGUUUGAAUCAAAAUGGGAACAUUAAACAAACAUCACAGCCCUCACUAAUAACAUUGUGACUUUGAUGUCAGGUGUAGAUUUCCCCCCUUCAAAAAAAGAAAAAAAAAAAAGAAAGAAAGAAAAAAACGUGUGACCAUUUUGUAUGGCUUGUCUGGAAUUCUGUAAAUCUUAUGUUUUAGUAAAAUAUUUUUUGUUAUUCGACUUUGCCUUUGUACAGUUUAUUUUACUGUGUUUAUUUCAUUUUCCCAAUGUGACAAUCGUAUUUAAAAAUUAAAAAACUCUGAUGAAACAUUCUGUUUGGGUCUUCACCAUCUGACAAAUUGAAUGGCAAGAGAUUUUUGCCAGUUUCUUUUCACUGAUGCAAACUUAAUAAUAAUAAUUACUGAAUGGAUUAUUUAUAAAUUGGCCCUGAGCAUGCAUAAAGCAUCAGUGUCUGACUUUUUUUUUUUUUAACCUCCUAGAAAUUAAAAAUAAAUAAAUGUUCGUUGUCUGAUUUAGUUAGGCUAUCAUUGGUCUUGCCACAAUGUUUGACAAAUUACUGUACAGGGAUAGUCACAGCAAAGAAAGCAUUAGUGACUGACAUGUAGGACUUUCGCAUGUCGUGCCACAUUUUUACCUCAGAUGUGGAGUAUGACCUUUUUCUUGGUUCCUAUCUUUAAACUUCCUAUGUGGCCACUGGUGUGUGUUAUUAGGAAACACCAAUCUGGUAUUCAUUUGGGGUUUGCUGAGGCAUUUGAGUCUUCCUUAUAGACCUAAGAGUGUAUCUCAAGCAACCAGCUUGCAUAAGUGUCAUCAGAAAGGUUUCUUCCUUUGAGAGCAUCAAAUCUUCCGUUAAUGUGCUUUCACCUCCCUCGUAUUUGCUUUGGAGCUCCUUUUAUUCUUUGUUAUUAGUAAAUUUUUCUUCACUGACAGUUUCUUCCCUCACAAAACUGUUCUUUUUCACCUCUCUCCACAUCUAAUGCCUGAUUCUUAUUUUCAAGUCAUAAAUGUAGCCAGUCAUAAAUAUGUAAAUGUUAACCUUCACUUUGGAAUCUUUUGUCUCUUGCAGUUUAAGGUAAUGGAUAUUGUAGCCCCAUCUGAAUUUUCCUCACUCUUAUUCUCAUAAUUUCUGGAGUUUCUUCAGAAUGUGGUGUAUUUUAUUGUGCUCCUAUGUAAGAUGAAGAAUUAUCUAUUAAAAUUACGUUUUCAACAUACAAAAGCUUUCUAUGACUGGUAACUGGUAUCCUUCCAAAUAAAUGCAUUGCUUGGUAAUGAAUGUUAAAUUCAGAAUAAAAUUUUUUUCAGAAUAAAUUGAUAACUCUAAUAUUAA
This is a messenger RNA of Marmota flaviventris (yellow-bellied marmot), 2441 nucleotides long. It is a transcript of the gene Ube2n, whose product is annotated as ubiquitin conjugating enzyme E2 N. Lineage: Eukaryota; Metazoa; Chordata; Mammalia; Rodentia; Sciuridae. The record is from RefSeq and is a predicted model, not a curated record.